Molecule: messenger RNA, 594 nt
Organism: Drepanopeziza brunnea f. sp. 'multigermtubi' MB_m1
Lineage: Eukaryota; Fungi; Ascomycota; Leotiomycetes; Helotiales; Drepanopezizaceae
Source: RefSeq, a predicted model, not a curated record
AUGGGUAACGCCAGCAGUGCUAUGCUGGAGACCAUUGUUCAGGGGUCCAACUUUGACCGAGAUGAGGUCGAGAGAAUACGAAAGAGGUUCAUGAAGUUGGAUAAGGAUAACUCCGGCACAAUCGAGCGCGAGGAGUUUCUUAGCCUUCCCCAGAUAUCCUCGAACCCGCUCGCAACCAGGAUGAUCGCUAUCUUCGACGAAGACGGAGGCGGCGAUGUCGACUUCCAAGAAUUCGUGUCGGGUCUCAGCGCAUUCAGCACCAAAGGCAAUAAGGAGCAGAAGCUGCGUUUUGCAUUCAAGGUCUACGACAUCGACCGCGAUGGCUUCAUUUCCAACGGCGAGCUCUUCAUCGUGCUAAAGAUGAUGGUGGGUAGCAACUUGAAGGACCAGCAGUUACAGCAGAUUGUGGACAAGACGAUCAUGGAGGCGGAUCUGGAUCGUGAUGGCAAGAUCAGCUUUGAUGAGUUUGCGCGCAUGGUGGAGAACACAGAUGUCAGCAUGAGCAUGACUUUAGUACAGAUCAAUUUUGAGCUGGAUAUCGGAUUGCGUUCAGAAGCCAUGGAUGAUAUCACGGGGGUAUUGAUUGGGUUCUAG